AUGACAAAUUAUAAUCCUCCUACCGUGUAUUUAGACGGGUUAGCGACCGAACUUAAAGUAGAAAUUAUUCUCCACUUGAGUAAUCCUAUACCACUUGCUCGAUGCUCGCGUGCUUGGUAUGCCACAGUAAACUCGUCUGCUACAAAGUCCAAAUGGCUGAUCGGCAGAUAUGGUAAAACCCAUGCAUUAUUUCAUGCUGUAAAAAUGGGCGAGCCAUUCAUUAAUGUUGAUGUCAUUGAAUGUCUAUUUGCCCAAAAAGCCCAUCUGAGCCGAUACUUUAUUCAGCGAUUGAUGCUUGGAUUUGGCAAGCAUGACAGCAGGCUUAUUGACCUCAAAUUGACACACAACAUAAGACCGCUCGAUCCGGAACAGAAAAAAUCCAUUCAAAACAAAAUCCGUAGCCCGUGGGCGAGCGAUCUUUCCUUUGAUGUCUUCUUCCGCAUUCUCAAUGAGGGACAUGACCGAUUUGACGGAAACGACAUUCCGCUGCGCGGAAAUGACAUGGAAUCAUUUUAUUAUCUUUCGGCUGGUCCAUUGUGCAUUAAUCAAGCGAGAAAAAAAUUGAGGGAAAAUGAAAAGGAAAUUGAAAUUUUGAUUCAGAGAUACAAAUUUGCCCCAUUUCCUCCUAGGCCAAACAUAGGGAACCCAGAGUCACAUCCCGUAAACUCCGAUGAUUAUCCGCCUACUGAUGGCUACGAGAAUGUUCGCCAACUAAAUGACAUUGCGCGAGCCAUUCUUUUACAUCCCAAAUUAGUUAAUUUCUGGAAAGAAAGCGGAUAUUAUGAAAUAGUCGAUGAUAUGAACGAUUUGGUAAUGGGAAGCGUCUUAUCAAAUUUUAAUUCAACUUUAGGCCAUUUUAUUAGGGAACUAAAAACUCUGCAAUCGGUUGGAUUUAGACCGACAAAUGAGAUGAUGGGAGAUGCUUUGAUAUUUUUUGAACAUCGUUUAAAAGAUAUAGAAGUACUGAUAGAUGCGUUUGUCAUUGGUCGUGGUCUGAAUAGGAACACUAUACUUUCUAUAUGCUUAAGAGAAUUGUUGAACCCAGACAGAAAUCUUGAACAGUAUAAUUUACUUGAAUUUAUCCUCAAUCGGAUUGAUAACCCUGAAGAGAUCGCGUACAGGACCCUGCAAAGCUACAAUAUCGGAAAUUCCGUGAAUAUUCAUCCAAGUAGGAGUGGUUCUAUUCCUCAGGCUUAUACAGUACUCAAAUAUGGCCCCAUCGUUUAUUAUUACAUGCUAGCAAAGUUUGGUGUCGACUCACGCAUUGCUACAUAUCUGAUGAGCGAGAUUACAGCUGCUCGCAUAUGGAAAACCAAACUUCAUGAAUCCAAUAGGUCUCUCGUCUUGUCUUCCGCUUCAAUCGAUACCCUAUGGCAAGAAUUAAAUACGGUCUUUAAUGUAUAUUAUAAAUCAGGUGUUCAUUUCGAACCGCGACUUUUAUCCUUGUUCCAAACAUGUCCGGAGGAAGCAGUCAUCACAUGUCUAUUUGAGGGAUACUUGGCGAAAUUGUUUGGAUACAAAGUCGAAUUUCAGCCAUCACAAGUAGACGAAAUUCUGCCAUUGCAAGUUACCCCAUUUACACAUGGUAAACGCAGAGCAAGCGAUGAAGCGAGGAUGGAAUGGUGGCAUGCGAUUCGUUAUUGUAAUCUGAACGACGAGAUGAUGGUCAUAUUUAGACGUCAACACAAAAGAUUCCUCCAACGUGUAUGUGGAACUGUUGGCACAUCCGUCAGCGUCAUCAAAACGGCGUCGACUUGGGUAAAAUUUAAGUGA
Messenger RNA from Paraglomus brasilianum, 1773 nucleotides. NCBI's taxonomy places the organism in Eukaryota, Fungi, Glomeromycota, Glomeromycetes, Paraglomerales, Paraglomeraceae. The record is from the annotation of a GenBank genome assembly.